ACCGAUCCAGAUGAUGAAUUCCGGCGAAAUGCUCGGAACCCUAGAUAUUUUUGCAAUUUCUGCGAAUGGGGAGAAACCCACAAUAUUAACGGCUAUCGUCUUCAAGAAACCUUGUGAGGGCGCGACGCCAUCGUAACUUCUGCCUGUUUCGUCCCGUUGUCAUAGACAUUGUAGGGGUCUUUGGACUAUGUCAGAAGCUCCAAGAGAUUUAAAUGAUUCAACCGAGCAGAGUAGAGGUGGACCAGAUUACUUCAGUUAUUAUACCCAUGAAAUAGCUAGGCUGUUGUCUGAAAAUGAGGAUAUCAUGGUUGCGCCCGCUUCAAACACUCCUGAGUUGCCUGAAGGAAAAUUUCAAUGGACCAGUGGGAAGGAGAGGAUUUCUUACAACUGUGACAAUGAUGGUCCUGCUUUCGGUAACAGCUUAGGAGCAAGCAUCUCAGAUUUUAAGAAAGAAAGAUUGAAUGUGUUGCUAAUGCAGAGCGUGAAUGAUCUUUCAAAGGAAGUUGAAGAAAUGCUAGAUCCUGUGCUAUCUAUGCACCGGUUGAAGUGUCAGAUAAGAAACAAAAGCAGUAGAGAUAGUGGUGCAGCAUCUAAUGGUGAUGCAGGGCAAAUGAACUCUGAGGAACUUAAGAUGUCACCUUCAUCCUUAUCAACAGGUGUCCCUGCAAAUUCUAGCAAAGAGGAGGACGAUGAUCUGCAGUUCCUUCUACAGAGUGAUAGCCAACUUGUUGAGCAGACGGUGAAAAAGUAUUCAGAUGAACUAUCCAAUACGUUGGGGCAUAUGGAACAGAGGCUUGAAGACCUUCUUGAUACUCUCAUAGCCAAGUGCAGGCAAAUGACUCCUGCUGAGAAGCAGCAACUUCAAAAAUGGAUUCAGAAGCUACCACAGGAAAAUCUAGGUCGUGUUGCUGAAAUCAUCCAACAUAAGAAGCCAGCAGGAAAGAAGCAUCAAGAUGACAUUUUUGUUAAUUUGGAGCUAGAGGAAAAUGUAACACUCUGGAGACUCUAUUUCUAUGUUCAAGCUGUGGAGAAUGCUAAAAAGCUUGCAAAGUAGCACAGCCCUGACAACAUUAUUACUAUCCCUUAUCAAUUGUUCGGACUUCACUGGACUCCACAGGUAUCCUUUCCUCUUGUUAGAACAUUUCCUCAACACAAAACAGAGGCCAAUCAAAGUUGGACAAGUGGAGCACCUGGAGGACUUGCCUCCAAAAGAUCUCAUGUCCAUGCUAUUAUGCUACGCAGCUCCGAUUCAAUGGAAUGGCGACCUUACUGGUGUCCAUAUCAUUGCGAAAGCAAAUUCCAAUUUUUCAAGAGGUCUAACUCACCAAAACAGCAUCUACAGAGUUAGAGGCGGCAUUCUAAAGCAAGAGGGCAAGUCAUCGGAGAUAAUAGAGAAGAAGAUGAGUAGAAGGGAGAGGAAGGAGAAGAUGGAUUCUGGCCAUUGAUAGGGAAGAUGGUUUUUAGCCGUUGACGGAGAAGAUGAGUUCUAGCAUCAGCGCCGAUAUGCCUAGAUUGGAAAAGGGAUAAAAAUCAAAAAAUAGAGUCUUAUCCCACGUAAUCCCAUGAGGGAGGUGGGAUACAUUUUAUUUAGUCCAGGUGAUAGGAUAAAACGUGAUGGAGUGCAUCCCAUUCUUUAGGCUCCUCAAACAUGGAAGACAGCCGGAUAAGAUAAAAAUCUUAUCCCAUCUCAGUGUGAAACUGUGAAUCCCGGCCUCCAAACAUGCUAUAAAAUCCUCUGUACCCC
This is a messenger RNA of Rubroshorea leprosula, 1744 nucleotides long. The record is from the annotation of a GenBank genome assembly. Lineage: Eukaryota; Viridiplantae; Streptophyta; Magnoliopsida; Malvales; Dipterocarpaceae.